This is a messenger RNA of Nicotiana attenuata, 1261 nucleotides long. RefSeq lists its product as uncharacterized. The coding region runs from base 209 to 949 and encodes 246 amino acids. Lineage: Eukaryota; Viridiplantae; Streptophyta; Magnoliopsida; Solanales; Solanaceae. The record is from RefSeq and is a predicted model, not a curated record. The transcript has 5 exons.
UUCAUUUCAUUGGUAACAGUAAUACCCCAGUCUUAGUUUUGCAGGCGCCGUCCUCCUUUUUUUCCUCUGUCCCCUCAGCCCACUUACCUUUUAUUCUCUUUCUACCAAAACACAAUACUCUCCAUACUAUUUUCUUGAAAAGCUUUUUCAUAAAAACCAUAUAUAUCGAAGCAAAAACACCAAAACUUUACAGUGGAAUAUUCAUCAUAUGAACAUGUUGGAAUCUACACAACUUCCUCAGUGGCUUAUUGCACUUUUGACAGAGAAAUUCUUCAACGCCUGUAUAAUUCAUGAAGAUGCUAAGAAGAAUGAAAAGAAUGUUUUCUGUUUGGACUGUUGUGAGUGUAUUUGCCCUCACUGUUUGACCCCUCAUCGUUCUCACCGCCUUUUACAGAUUAGGAGGUAUGUGUAUCAUGAUGUUAUUAGGCUUUGUGAUGCUGAGAAAUUGUUGGAUUGUGCUUUUGUUCAAUCUUACACUUCAAACAGUGCAAAAGUGGUUUUUUUAAACCACAGGCCAAAAACAAGGCCGUGUAGAGGCUCAAGUAACACCUGCAUCAUAUGUGAAAGAGGACUUCAGGACCCAUAUCUCUUUUGUUCCAUCUCCUGCAAGAUUGAACACAUACUGAAAACUGAGGGAAAACUUUCCAAGUAUAUCUACAAGUGUGAUUUCAUGACCCUGUCUGAACCGGGUUUCGACGAUGGUCAAAUGACUCCUGACACCAUUCUUGAGCCGGUUGAUUCAGGUUCGAGUUGCAGCGGUGGAGCCGUCGGGGAAAUAGGAUGCCGGACUGUCGGAUGUACGGCGACAACAGAGGUUGUAAGGAAGAAACGCAGCACCCUCUCGGCUUUCCGGUCCGCGUUUCAGCCUGUUUGUGGACCGGGUUCGGAGAUGUCGGUUUCUAUGAUGAACCGGAGGAAGGGUACGCCUCAGCGGUCUCCACUUUACUAAUUGUGUUUAAUCGGGAGAGAUAAUGGAAGCUGGGAGGUAGGAUUAAGGACUAUAAUUGGAAAUUUAGUAUAGUUUAAGGGCAAUUUAGGAAGAAAAAUUUUACCUCCCAAUUUUGUAGAAUGGCUUCUUUCUCUCCCUUAUCUGACAUAGGGCUAAUCAUGGAAGCUAUAUUUCUAUCUUACAUAGAGAAACAAAUUAAUACAGGAGUUUAGUAUCGAUUUUCUGAAUCUAGUGUAACAAUUAUACCUAACUUUUGGUUGCAUGUACUUGCUUUAGCUUGUGAUUGAUGCUUAUUUUGUCGGUUUAAUUCGA